Messenger RNA from Monomorium pharaonis (pharaoh ant), 2782 nucleotides. RefSeq lists its product as uncharacterized. The record is from RefSeq and is a predicted model, not a curated record. Gene Ontology annotation, molecular function: aldose reductase (NADPH) activity. Bases 803 to 2722 code for a protein of 639 amino acids. The transcript is spliced from 12 exons. Gene Ontology annotation, cellular component: cytosol. NCBI's taxonomy places the organism in Eukaryota, Metazoa, Arthropoda, Insecta, Hymenoptera, Formicidae.
UACAUACUUGUAUUAUGCAGUCUACAAUGUCAGCAGAAGUAAUGGAGUAAGGAGUAAGAGUAACAAUUGAACAAUUAAAAACCAGGAAUAAACGAAAUGGGCAAAUCUCAUUUCAUAUUUCUUACUCCUACUCCAUUACUUCAGCUGGGUUCGGGGAGACGCUAUUAGCGCUAAAAGUAUCAUUCUAUCCUUGUUGCUCAGUGAAUGUCGAAGAAAGAUAAAGCACGCUCACAGCGCUAAAAGCGUGUCCCAACUGCUGACAUUGUAGACCUUACAUUAGAGACCGUUUUUCUUACUAAAAAAAAUUAAUUUUUAAAUUACGUUUAGGGGGAGGUUUGUAGGAAGGCUUACUCCCAAAAAAUGCCUUAGUUUAAUAGAUCAAUAUGAUUAAUAGAUCAUAUUGAUCUAUUAAGAUGUAACACAUCUGCAUGAAACAUUAUACUCAACAGGUAGUAUAUAUAAAGAAUCGAAUGGUUUUUAAUUACGAGAAAUUUUCAUGUUUGGCCAUCUGGUGACAAGCAAAGUACAUUAAAGAACUCAUUGAACAACUCUGUCAAGAGAGAAGGCUGAAGAGACCUGCCUUAGACCUUUUUUCGGAUCGCAACACUAGCGCUCGCACUCGUUCUGGUUUUAUAUUAUUGCUGCUUUCCAUUUAUAUAUAAGUAUAGCACCGAAAUCACUGUUCAUUGUCAUUCAGUGAAUAAUACACUGAAUAAUAUACUGAUUCCAAUUUAAGGAGGAUUAGUAAUGAUUAGUAACUACUAUUUUACAAAGAUAAACAUUUAACACACAUUUACAAAAUAUGGCAGUGCAGACUAUGGUUUUGAAUAAUGGCAUAAAAAUUCCUAUACUCGGACUUGGUACCUGGCAGGCAGGCGAUGAUCCAAAAAGCGUUGAGCAAGCUGUGAACGAUGCUGUCGAUGCUGGGUAUCGGCAUUUUGAUUGCGCUUACAUAUAUCAGAAUGAAAAGGAAAUUGGCAAAGUCUUAUGCGAAAAAAUUGCGAAAGGAGUCGUGAAAAGAGAAGAUCUCUUCAUUACUACCAAGUUAUGGAACACAUUUCAUAAACAAGGCGCUGUGGUGCCGGCUUGUCGAAGAUCCUUGAAGAAUUUUGGACUUGACUACGUGGAUCUAUAUCUAAUACACUGGCCCAUUUCUUAUGCGGAAAAUGCUGACGGAAUAAUACCGGUAGACGAGAACGGCGACCCAAUGUUCGGACACGAGGAUUUCCUGGAUACGUGGCGCGGCAUGGAGGAAUGCGUGAGAUUGGGUUUAACAAGGAGUAUCGGCCUCAGCAAUUUUAAUUCCGAGCAGAUCGAUCGUGUGUUGUCGAUCGCCCAAAUAAAGCCGGUAAUGAAUCAGGUGGAAUGCCAUCCGAAUUUGAAUCAAAAGAAAUUGAGGGAUUUUUGUGCGAGCCGUGGUAUAGCUGUCACAGCUUACAGUCCAUUUGGUUCACCUAAACGGAUUUGGGCUAAACCCGGCGAUCCGAAAGUUAUUCUUGAUGAGCCAGAAAUUGUAAAUAUCGGAACUAAAUACGGCAAAACUCCCGCGCAAGUUAUUCUGAGAUACUUGAUUGAUAUUGGUACCAUACCAAUCCCAAAAUCCAGUUCAAAAAAGCGUAUCAAACAAAAUAUUGACAUCUUUGAUUUCAAGUUAACUCCAGAGGAAAUUACCAUAAUCGACAAAUUUGAUUGCGGUGGACGUGUAUUGCCUCUUGAAGAAUUGAGGCCUCUGUGUUGUAACCGGCAUUUCCUAUUGCUUGCACCUACUUGCCGGAUAAUAAUGGUUAAUAUUCCGAUAAUCACAUUCUCAAAUGGAUUCAAAAUGCCGAGUUUGGGCCUCGGAACUUACAAGUCCCAAAUGGGAAAUGUGAAGAAAGCUGUUAAGGACGCAAUAGAACUUGGAUAUCGUCAUAUCGAUACAGCUUCUUUUUAUGAUAAUGAAAAAGAGAUAGGAGAAGCCAUUCGUGAAGUAAUCAAAGAUGGUAAGGUGGCUAGAGAAGAUUUAUUUAUUACCACAAAGCUGUGGAAUAAUUGUCACAAAGAAGAGCUUGUUGUCCCAGCCUGUAAACAAUCAUUGGCCAAUCUUGGUUUAGAUUAUGUGGAUCUCUAUUUAGUUCACUGGCCAUUCGCUUUCAAGGAAGGGGAUGAUCGGCUACCUACAGAUGCUGCUGGAAAUCUUGUUGAAUCGGAUACCGAUUACUUGGAAACAUGGAGAGGAAUGGAAGAAUGCAUUUUCGAAGGUUUAACCCGCAGUAUUGGAAUCAGUAAUUUCAAUUCUGAGCAAAUUACCCGUUUACUUGAAUCGGCUAAAAUUCAACCAGUCAAUAAUCAAAUUGAAGUUAAUAUAAAUGUAAACCAGGAGAAAUUAGUGGAUUUUUGCAAGAAACAUGAUAUUACAGUAACUGCUUAUUCUCCUUUGGGACAACCUGGAAAUUCGUCAGGCAUUGACAAUAAAUUAGAUAACCCUGUAAUAUUGGAAUUUGCAAAAAAAUAUAAUAAAACACCGGCGCAAGUAGCACUUCGCUAUGUGUAUCAGCAGGGAACUGUGCCGAUACCUAAAUCUGUAACUAAAAGUCGAAUUAAAGAAAACAUGGAAAUUUUUGACUUCACAUUAACAUCCGAUGAGAUGGACGCUAUCCGUAAACUCGGCACUGGUGAAAGAGUAGCAUAUUUCCUCGCUGCGAAAGAUUUCAAAUACUUUCCUUUCAACAUUCCAUUUUAAAUGAAAUCCAUAUGACAAGGAGGGAGAAGAAAGAAAAAAGAUAAAUGUGUUUAUGGAAAA